Trichoderma aggressivum f. europaeum is the source of this 315-nucleotide messenger RNA. RefSeq lists its product as uncharacterized. The coding region runs from base 1 to 315 and encodes 104 amino acids. NCBI's taxonomy places the organism in Eukaryota, Fungi, Ascomycota, Sordariomycetes, Hypocreales, Hypocreaceae. The transcript has 2 exons. The record is from RefSeq and is a predicted model, not a curated record.
AUGACUCGAGGAGAAUCCACCCAGUCCAAGAUUCACUACAAGGGAAAGCAGGAAGACUUCCUUGUCUUCGUGGACGAUGUCGACACGUACAAGAAGUGGCAGAGCGACAAGAGCGUUCCUCUAGCUCAUUUCAUCUCGACUUUCCAGGUGUUUCAGACACAUCGACAAGGUGCCCAGGGAACCUUUGACUCUGCGUCAAAGAUGUCACUAGCGGCCGAGUUUGACACUGAGAAUGCCGAUGAGGCGAUUGAGCGGAUCCUUGAGAAUGGUACUAUGCAAACUAUGGAGGUAAGCCACUACACUCACCAGAUCUAA